Nanorana parkeri is the source of this 1306-nucleotide messenger RNA. It is a transcript of the gene SMS, whose product is annotated as spermine synthase. Bases 120 to 1217 code for a protein of 365 amino acids. Gene Ontology annotation, molecular function: spermine synthase activity. The transcript is spliced from 11 exons. Gene Ontology annotation, biological process: spermine biosynthetic process. NCBI's taxonomy places the organism in Eukaryota, Metazoa, Chordata, Amphibia, Anura, Dicroglossidae. The record is from RefSeq and is a predicted model, not a curated record.
UCACCGGGCUGACUCUCCAGUCUCUCUGCAGACACACACACAGUCUGUCUCUGACACAGGGCAGUGCAGCAGCAGCAGCGGCCGCCUCCCCCAGGCAUGGCACAAGGCUCUAGAUCACUAUGGCAGCAGCGCGACAACAUACCCUCGACUUCCAGCUCAGUGGCACAGCUGACGGAAAUUUCAUUAUCAAAGAACUACAGCCCGUGUUCCAAGAGCAUGGAAUGACAGAGACAGUGCAUAGCUGGGCAGACCAUGGUCACCUGGCCACAUACACGACUACAAGUGGGAGCUUUGCUACUUUAAGAAUUUAUCCUCAUGGCUUAGUACUGUUCAAUCUGCAGAGUCGUGAUGAGCCAAAGGAGAAUGAAUCUGUUCAGCAAAUAUUAGGCAAGGUAGAAGAAAAAAUGAAAGAUAUAUUACACAACAGUAUCACUCAAGUGAAGCGGUUGCCAGCCAUUGUUCGUGGGGCACAGGUUGACAGAUACUGGCCCACAGCCGAUGGGCGCCUGGUAGAGUACGAUAUAGAUGAAGUAGUAUACUAUAAGGACUCGCCUUAUCAGAAUAUUAAAAUUCUCCACUCAAAGCAGUUUGGAAACAUCCUCAUACUCAAUGGAGAUGUCAACCUGGCAGAGAGUGACAUAGCAUAUACCCAUGCUAUCAUGGGCAGUGGAAAAGAAGACUACUGUGGGAAAGAAGUGCUAAUUCUUGGAGGAGGUGAUGGAGGGAUACUGUAUGAACUCGUCAAACUAAAACCAAAGAUGGUUACCAUGGUGGAGAUAGACCAAAUGGUGAUCGAUGGAUGUAGAAAACAUAUGCGAAAAACAUGUGGUGAUGUGUUAGACAAUCUUAAAGGUGACUGUUAUGAGAUUUUGGUUGAAGAUUGUGUCCCAGUAUUGAAGAUGUAUGCCAAAGAAGGGCGAACGUUUGACUAUGUGAUUAAUGAUCUCACCGCUGUCCCCAUCUCCACCUCUCCAGAAGAAGAUUCUACUUGGGAAUUUUUACGUUUGAUUUUGGACCUUUGCAUGAAAGUCUUGAAACAGGAUGGAAAAUACUUCACUCAGGGAAAUUGUGUAAAUCUGACUGAGGCUCUAACACUUUAUGAAGAACAGCUGAGAAUGCUUUAUUGCCCUGUGGAAUUCUCCAAGGACAUAGUAUGUGUUCCCUCCUACAUGGAAUUAUGGAUGUUUUACACAGUAUGGAAGAAGAGCCGUUCCUGAACAUGCACAUGAUCAAAUUCUUCCGCACUGCAUGGAGCAUAUUAGGCUUGGCACCUGCUGCAUGUAGACAUUGUGAAAACCUUAAAAUA